Acanthoscelides obtectus is the source of this 2747-nucleotide messenger RNA. The record is from the annotation of a GenBank genome assembly. Lineage: Eukaryota; Metazoa; Arthropoda; Insecta; Coleoptera; Chrysomelidae.
CUGUCAAAUUUACUGAAAUAAUUUCAGAAAGUGAAUGAAAAUAACGGUCUUUUAUGUGUGUACAACAGUAUCUACGAGGAGCCGCCGCAAGCCUCAUCACCUCUCUCAGCAGCUUUCUUCACCUCCACCAUGUCCAGCUCGGAAGCGGUGGAAGAAGCUCUGGAGGAAGUCCUUCCCGAUGAGCCUAUCUAUCCGCUGACCAAUUCGCCUCCUCCAGAGUCUCCGUUGAAUCCGGAGGUCAUGGGCACGCUCAACCUUACUCCAGUACCUUCGCCCAUACCGACCAUCGUGACGUCAUCGGAGACCUCGCAUACCUCAACCACCUUUUCCACGUCCACGGAGCCCAGCUACUCCAUAGCUGGAAGUUGGGGCGGCGGGAUGAUGCUGCCUAACUCCGACGAUCCGCUGCUAUCCAGUAGUCCCAAGGAUUUUGUACCGAGGCGGAAAGUUGCUAUAAAUGGUAUCCCAUUGAAGCUGAUCAGCAACAACGGGUUGAUAGAUUUGAACAACACGAACUUCGCCGGCAUUCUAGUGGACGCGAAUGGUGAAAUCAAGUUGAUACAAACCACUGGCAACAAUCUGCAAGGGAAGAAUUUUGUGCUGGCUAAUACCCAGAUAGUGACUCAAGAAGCCGCGAGUAGUAGUGAUGAUAAGAGCAGGGUGCAAAAGAUAAUCAAAACAGUACAAUAUGCGAUACCAACGAAAAACGUCGUAACAAAUAGGCCUAAGCAAGUAAACGAAGUCAAGAAGGAAGAAGGAAAUGAUGUGUUCCUGAGCCCAACAACGAUAUCUGCAAGUCCAGCAAGGAUCUCACGAAAACGGCCUAGAACCGAGCCCCUUCAGCUACCUGUAUUUCAUCAAUCGAAAUUGAGGGCUACAAGGAGUAAGCCUCAGGGUUCAGCUCGAUACACCCCACAACCAAUCCUGAAUCCUCAAAGGCCUGGCUCCGGCUUGUAUACAAACCUAAAAAGUAAAGGUGACGAUGGCGUAAGUUGGAGUAGCGACCCUAUUCCUGAAACCGAUUCCACACCGCACGUGAACAUUGGCUCUCAGUUCCAAUGUAAGAUUCCCAUGUUCUCAUCAACACCUAAUAGAAGCAGCCAUGAGCCAAGCUAUGAGGAUUUGCUGUGGGACCCUGGAAUAGCCAACUGUACAGAUAGUGAAGUUGACAUGUACCUGGAAUUUGCUUGCUGCGCUGCCGUUCCCGGAGGAGGAAGAAAUAAGGAGUAUGCUAUGCAACUGCUGUUUAUGUGUGGUGGGAACAUUCAUGAGGCGAUGUUGCGGCUCAUGCAACCCACCCCCUCCCUUCCGUCCGACCACCCGCUGCUCAGCUACAACUACACGGAGAGUGACAAAUGGACGACGAUGGAAACGGAGCUCUUCCAUCGGGCGCUGCUGAAGUACGACAAGGACUUCAGGCGUAUCGCGCAUGACAUGAAGUCCAAGACGGCCAAGCAAUGCAUCCAGUUUUACUACGUGUGGAAGAAGGUCUGUUCGGACGAGUACAAGCGGCUGAAGGUGGUCAGGGAGAGGAAGCAUACGAUCCUACGGAGCACGGAAUCUGACAUGGCCAUGGAGGACAAGCUGUAUUUAGAUGCCAAAUUAUUGGGGUUGGCUGAUAGCGGAUCACCAAUGCCUAUACAGUCCGAGACACGGAACUUCAUGUGCGAAUAUCCAGACUGUUCUGCGAGCUUCAACUCCCGAGCCGCGCUGAACGGUCACAUCCGCAUCCAUGGCGGCACCGCCCGUAAUUCCCCCACUCCAUCGACCGGCCUGCAGGACCGACGCGGCAACACCGCCCUCCACCACCACCACCACCACCAUCAUCACCCUGCGCACAGCCCGGCGAUGACCGUGGUGACGUCGUCGUCGCUGGGUGCCGGCGGCUCCGCCUCGUGUCAUCCGGAUUCUACCGAAGAGUACCCGUGCAAAAUAUGCGGGAAGUAAGUGUGCGCCGCCAUUGUGCGGCAAAUCGCUCGCGCUUGCGAUAGGAGAAAGAGUAUUCACAAAAAUAAAAAGCCGCAGCGCGCACAUGAAGAGUCACCGGCCGCCAGACGCUGAGCCGACAAAGAAACAGCAACUGCUCCAGCUGCAACAGCAACAGCAACAACAACAACAGCGCGAAAAAGAUCCUCUGCCCCCCACUUCCACCACUCUAGAUAACUCAUCUUCUGUGCCAAAGAGUCCCUUUAAUACUUAGCGACGGCAAACAUCGUUAUAUUAGUAUGUACAAAGUUAAGAAUCAAAAUGUAGACAACAGAAAGCAACUGGCAAUCAAAGAGUCAGAUCAAAAACAACUGUCGAAGAACCCGAACGUCUGGACGAUGGAAGCAGGAUGUUGAUUUAUGAGAGGUACUUUGAUGUGUAAAGGAAUUUUAUAUUGUAAAACGUCUUCUAGUAGCGAAUCCGCUUAGGUGCAUCUGUUCCUGUCAACGUCUUAUGAUGGACAUAGAAAAUACCACGUAUUUUUAGACUCAAAAUAAGUCGAUAGGUCCACGGAGUAUUGGGACGCCCUGUACAAUUAUUAUUGGAAGCUACAUACCUAGGGUAUGAAACAAGGCUAUGUUAUCCGUCCGAUCAAGGUAGACUCAGGAUAGCGUCACUUGAUAUAUCUAAAUUUUAACUCAGUAUUCAGACACAUAUCAAUGCGCCAACUAAAUGAGAAAUGCUGUUCUGUGGGGUGAUAUACGAGAUGUGUCCGGAAAAUACGUAUAAAAGUGGAAUAAUACCUUUAUAAAACCCAAACG